Molecule: messenger RNA, 7942 nt
Organism: Schistosoma haematobium
Lineage: Eukaryota; Metazoa; Platyhelminthes; Trematoda; Strigeidida; Schistosomatidae
Product: DNA cross-link repair 1A protein
Exons: 8
Coding region: 609-1772 (387 amino acids)
Biological process (GO): protection from non-homologous end joining at telomere; double-strand break repair via nonhomologous end joining; interstrand cross-link repair
Molecular function (GO): damaged DNA binding; 5'-3' DNA exonuclease activity
Source: RefSeq, a predicted model, not a curated record
AUAUAUCUCACGAAAAAGUACUUUAGAGUUGGAUCAUCACUGUUCUUUUUGCAUACUGACAUAACGUACUUAGUAUGCGUAUACUAAAAAAAUAAUUAUUAACCACAGAGGUCAUAUUACCUUAUGUACUUCUUUCAAACAGGUCUCAAAAUUGUCCCAACUUGUAAAUCUUCGAGAUAACAUAAUAUCAUUGAAGAUUCGUCCUAUAUCAUGCAUCAUCACGAUGGAAUCGCCUUCGUUACUUGAAGAAUGAACGUUAUCAGACAUAGUGCGGCUGAACUCAAUUCAAAUCUAAAAAUGUCUUGAUUUGACCGCUUCUGAAAAUCUUCACGAAUUGUCGAUUUGACGCACCAAUCAUUUUGUGACUGUUUGACCUUCAAGUGCUCGCAACCCCCAUCAGUGGACGAUACCCUAGGAGCGUUGCCCUGUUUGGAGCACGGGAACCAUUGCUUACAGACCUGAAAUCAAUUUUAUCAGAGGUGUCAAUCUCGUCAAUACGUAUUUGAAAUGAUCAGAAAUCCCUUAAUUAUGUAUGGCAGAAUGUUCUAAAUGUAAUGAUCCAAUGAUCUAAAAUCGUUCAUUUGUUCUUAAAUUUAAUUUAAUUUCCAAUGAAUAAGACAGGCAAGAAACGGAAAAAGGGUUAUGUCGGGGAGUGUAUUUUGUCUUAUUUUAUCCGAGACGAAAAAUACAAAGCUCCUGCCGAAACCAUGAACCCAUGUAAUAUAUCUACAUCUCUCCCAGUAUCUAAAAGCAACCCACUCGAGAAAACUCCCAGAAAAUGCCCUUUUUAUAAGUGGAUUCCAGACACAUCAUUUACUGUUGAUGCUUUCUGUUAUGCUGAAAUUCCAGGAUGUACCUGUUACUUCCUCUCCCAUUUCCAUUUUGAUCAUUUCAGAGGCAUCCACAAGAAUUUUAAAGGAGAUAUCUAUUGCAGCGAGGUGACAAAGAAUCUUUUGAGAAAUGCUUAUGGUUUGGGGCUGGUUAUUAAUGUGCUUGAGAUAGAGAAGAGUACAAAGAUUGGCGAUGUAGAAGUAACAGCUUUAGAUGCUAAUCAUUGUCCUGGCUCUUUAAUGUUCCUUUUCUAUGUGCCAUCAAAACAGAAGACUUAUCUGCAUACUGGUGACUUUCGUUAUACACCAUCAAUGUUAACUCAUCCAAGUAUAUUAACAAAUUAUUUAUCGGACGACAGUUCUUCCAAAAAGUUACCAAGAAUACAUUCAAUAUUUUUGGAUACAACAUAUUGUUCAUCUCAGUAUGACUUUCCUACUCAACUGGAUGUUAUUCAUGGAGCACUAGAAGUUACACGUGAUUAUCUGAUAAAAGAUCCUACCAUUUUAGUUGUUUGUGGAAUGUACUCAAUAGGCAAGGAACGAUUUACACUUGGUCUUGCCUCUAAACUAAACCUAAAGGUUUGGUUACCAAACAAUCAAAAUCGUUUAAUCAAGCUAGCUGCACAAGGCGGUUGUACUAUAUGCAAAGAACUGCUUCAAUAUGUCGUUGGUAGUUCUCACAAAGCUCAACUUCAUGUUCUACCUAUGCAGCAAUUAAAUGUGACAGGCCUCGUUGAAUAUCAAAAGAAAUUGGGCAAUCGAUUACCAACUGAUCCUUUUCACAGUUCAUCAACCCUUUCUAAAUUGAGGUCUAUUCUAGGCUGGCGCCCAACUGGUUGGUCUCAUCGACAGUCAAGUAAUACUCAAACAUCAAUGAAACCUCCACGGAACGGCAUUGUUUUGGAACAGAAAAAGGGCGACAUUCACAUUUAUGUGAAUUAAAAUGAAACUCUAUUGUGUUUUCAUCAUGUACUUCAGUCAAACUGGAUUACCUAUCAUAUUGACACUUCUAUAAUGUUUUGAAGAUACUCAUCAACUCACUUGUUUAUUAGUAAAUGAAGAGCUUAAAAUAUUUAUUGUAAAGUUUACUUGAUCUUGCGAAGAAAGUUAAUGUAAUUUAGAAAUGAUCAUCUACUGAUGGUUAUUUGUAGACAAAUCAAUUAAACGUCUUUUUAUUAAUUCAAACAUAUUGGAAUAUCUAUGAAUACAUAUAUUUUUAAUAUGUGCUUACAAAUACUCACACUGCCUACAAAUAGAAUAGGAGUGAAAAGAGUUCGUUAAAUCAAUAGUGUUCGAUCGUAUUGAGUCAGAGGUUGGAUGAUGAUUAUAUCAUCUCGUGAAUAAACUGAAUUUAAAAUGUAUAGAUCACUAGAUUCUGAAGCUAACUCACUGACAUACUCUUGUUACUCUCGUGUAGCGGCAUAGGCCGCCCACAAGGAUUCUCUAUUGAACUCUGUUCUAGGCAAUGUUGUCCAGUUGCUAUUCAUUAUUUUGGUGUCUGCCACUAAUACCCGGAUGCAAUAUGUCCCUUGAUCUUCUUUUCAUUUUCCCUUCAGGAUUCUGUGUUAAAACUUGCCUCGUGAUUCAGUUUGAUGAUUUUUUCAAUGUAUGUCCUACCGACCUCCAGUUGAAAGCCGGUUCGUUCUUUCCCACAGUAGGUUGUUGCUGAUGGUAUCCGGUCAACGAACAUUGAGUAUCUUGUGUAGACAAUUGUUUAUAAAUACUUGUACCAUUUUGAUAAUGGUUGUAGUAGUUCUCGUAGUUCCAUCUCCAUACAAUAGGACUAUUUUGACGUCUGUACUGAAGAUUGUGACUUUGAUGUUGACUGACAGUUGUUUUGAGUUCCAGAUAUUCUACGACAGUAGGAAUUCCGCCUUUAUUUUGCUGACCCUUACCUUCACAUCCGUAUCAACUCCUCCUUGUUUAUCGAUGUUGCUGCCCGAUCAUAUGAAAGUUUAUUAAUUCCAGAGCUUCUAUAUCAAGUGUCAUUGCAUUGGUGUUCUCUGUGCUGUAUUUCGGAAUCUUUCUUGUGACUUAGUGACCAUUUGACCUCCCUUUUCCUUGACUGGUCGCUCUGAAUCCUUAUAUUUCCGUUCUAGUUUCUUCGUUAUACCAUGUAGUUCUCUCACAUUUCAGCCCUUUCCAGCUUUCGUCCAAUGGGUUUCACUUAUUCCAAGCACCGUCAAGUUGUAUUUCCCCAUUUUUGCAGCUAUUUGAUUGGUCCUCACUGUCUCUCGCAUUAUGCGUACAUUAUAUGUACCUAUAUUAAUUGUUGCUCUGGCUGUUAGAGGGGACGUCAGCCUCGUGGUUUCCGAAGAAUCUCGGAUUUCAGCAUGGGGCAUCAUAAUUCUUCUAAAUGAAGAUCCUUCAACUCAAGCGACAGAGUUUUAAUGGUUUAAAUUGUUUGUCGUGAUUGGCAUUUGUGGCAGGGUUGUUUUGUAAGGUGUGGGGUUGCUAACUCUUUGUCCAACAGUACUUUCCUAUCUGGACUUGAAACCGGUAGUAAUAUUAGAAGGGCUACGGGUGGAAAUGGGUUUCUGGUUUUGUUAUUGAUACUUGACAGGGUCGAAGGUUAUUACUGUCGAUCAGUUUCAUACUUAUAGAAAGCAGUUUCUUCAACCAGUCCUCUUAAUAGACAAUAUAAUUCAAGAGGGGAGAAUGUAUUCGUGGAAUAGAAAUUGUGAACUGGUUUUCAAACUAAAGAUCUAAGGUAGCGAAAGAGUCAGUGGAUCUCUUCUAUUGUUAUUGAUUAUGAAUGAUGCCAUCAAUUAUCUCUAAUCAUGGGUUAUGAUAAUCUCAUAGAACCAGAACACACCGCUCCACCGCCCUGUCUGUUUCUAAUAGUUCCCUAACUGAGGUCAACACAUAAGAAAAACUACCUUUAAAUUGAAAUAAUCUCCUUAACCUUCUUAUCUGAAUCAUUUUAGUGUGUAUUAUCGGUUCUAGGUUGCUAAAUGUAAACUACUGAUGAAGUUUCAACAUUUAUUAUUAACUGAGAUAAAUAAAUUAUACUUGUAUCUGAUGCAUACGAAUGAUAGCUGACACAGAAAUUCGUUAGGAUGCUAGUAAACGAUUCAACUUCUUAGUUGGUAAGAUUUAUCAUAAAUUUCAUUGAAAAAAACGUUUUCUAUGUUGUUAGUAUGAUAUAUUUCAGUCUAGUUUAACAGAUUCAAUAGACUUUCACUUUGCCCAGUAGGAAGAUCAUUUUACUUGUUACCUAAUAAUAAAACACCAUCAAACAUGAUUCUCAUUUGCGCAUUUCAAAGCAAAUCAGCAAAAUGUAAAUUUUGAAACUGUCACAAGCUAUUUCGUUCACUGGUAUAAUGAUUAAUCACUAAAAUUGAGGUAGAAAAAUGCUGUAGCGAGUAAUAUUGGUUGUCAAUCCACAUGUUGAUUGUGUAAGAACUAAUCUUCAGGUUAAAACAAUCAUAUUCCUUAGUUGUCUAAAAGUUUUUCGGUUAUGGAACGGAGAUUGAUGAAAAAGAACUGUGCAUAGAUAUACUUUAGUUGACUUUUGGAGCAUAAACUAUUUCAGUUCUUAUUAAAAUUUGAUCUGUCUAAAUGUCUCCAUGAUCUUUACCUUUGCCCAGUUGCAUAUGUAGGUUUCAAAAAUUUUUCAGAGUUUAUCGGGAUUACAACUGACUGUUAACAUAAAAUAUUAUCCCAGAGAAUAAGAAUCAGCUUGGUUUACUCUACAUCAGUAUAUUAAAAAAGUAGGGAAUCUUAUUUUGACUUCGUCAACCAUCUUGUGUUUGAGAAUUGAACAAACAUAAAUCAGGUGAUGCAAAAUAGCUUUCAGGUAUUUGCUUUCAGUCAGUUAAUUCCCCUUAGUUUUGAAUAUCAGAUUAUAUAUCUAGGCAAGUGGAGAGAUCUUGAAUCUGUUAAGUUCUCGAUUGCCAUUAGGUUAACCAUCGAUCAGGUGACAUCAUAGUUAUUUGGCUAUAUUCAUCCGUAAACUAUUGUCACUUGAUAAUUUUCAUCACGAACUGGUUUGAUACCACCAUUGAAAACUAGAAAGCACUGAACAAAAGUUUCGUAUUAGUAUGGGACCCGUUGGCAGUGCGCAACCGCAACCCGACCGGAGCUCGAACAAAGGACCUUCGGUCUCGCGUGCGGACGCCUAAACUCUAGACCACUGAGCUGGGAUCCAAUGGUGUAUGUAUCUAAAUUCAAACAGUUGCGAUAUUGCGCGACCAUAUAUUGUCUACAGUGAUUAACUGUCUUAUACUCGAUUUGGUUGCCCACUGCUGAGGAGUUCCAUAUUGGUUCGGAACAACUGUGUAGUGCCUUCUGGUUUUCAGUGGAGGUCUUAUUAAAAUCAAUCCAUAAUAUAAGCUAUGAAAUUUUAGCAAUCUAUACAAAACCACGAUACUAAUGUCAUUUGAUUCACUUAUGAAUAGAGACGAAUAGAAACGACUUGAAGCACGGUACAGUGAUGUAUUAGUUUAAGUUUUGUUUUAUAUCAGGGAAGUAAAGCUGUAAGACUAUGUAAGAGGUUAACAACAAUCUACGCUUUCUUGCCGAUUUCAGCAAGUAACAAUAUUUUCUCAUGAGGAUAUAAUAAUCAGUGACAUCUUUGAUCCGUUUAUUUACUUAAUCCUAAUUAAAGUGAACAUUCAGUUCUAAAUGAACUCAGUGAACGUAAUGUAUUUCAGUCAAUCUAACAGAUACAAAUUUACAAUAUACUUUUAAUGGUUUUAAACUUGAAACAAACACCAGACUACCUGUUAUUUUUAUAUAUCAAACACUUUCAUCAAUCGUUUAUCACAUCAGUGGAAUAUAAGAGAUUGUAUCAUACACAAACCUCUAUCCGACUCUACAAGUAAUGCACCGAAUUUUUCUUAUUUUGAGAUUUAACCAUUCAGCAAUCCAAAAUGCGUAUAAAGGUUGUUUAAUUACUGUACUACUUGGUAUAACAUCACAUGGUUAGACGAACAUAUUUCGUAUUCCACUUAAAUAAACAGUUUAUAACCAAUGAAAGUUGAUUUCGCUAUCUAGUAAUAGUUGUAUUGUAGUAGAUUUCCAUCAAAAUUAUAUUACUCAUCGGUUGUGAAUGAGCAUAUGUGAUGUGUCAUCUUUUUGAUGACUUUCAAAUGAAUUAGAUACUUAAUAAUUAAGGUAACGUGAUACUUUUUUGUUUGAUAUUAUCACCAAUGCACUGUUAAUUUAAUUGUUAUUCACGUGUUUAUUUGUUGUUUGUACAUUUGGUCACUUGUAGCAAUUAACAUAACGAACACAUGUAUUCAUGGAAAUCACACUUUUCUUGGAUUAUGAUGUCUAGUCUUUGGUUGUGACCAGUGAAUUUACAGAAAAAAAACCCAGAAAGAUUGUUAUCCGUGUAUUUGAUAAAAAUAUAAGUAUAGAUUCGUGUAUAUAACCGUAAAAACAGAAAAAUAUAUCGAACUGUUGUGUAUUCUAACGGAAUUCAUUGGACAGGAGGAAAACAAUUUGAUGGAACAAUAAUUGUGUAGCUGAUUCGUGUGUCUUGAAAACACCGACCAAAUUUCUCCAAAGUACAUAGCUUUGUUCUUAUAGUUAUCUCUGUUUGAUUAUUGUAAUACCGCACUCUUAUUUCUGUAGAACUUUCUGGAUACUAUAAUUAACAAUUUAAGCGUUGGUUAUUGUGAUAGAGAAUGUUACUUGUUUGACUUCGAGGGUUUCUUACACUAUUUUCAUAAAUUGUAUUGAUAUCUUACAGGAAUAGUCAAACGAUUUCUAUUAUCAGUUAUGUGAAAUACUCUUAGUGGUGAGAAUUUAUUUUCCCAGCUAGUAUGUAUUACUUACAAAACGAAGUUUAAUUUUUGUUAUGUAUUUAAAAUGUUUUGAACCAAGAAUUCACAGGUUCUUAUUUUAAACUCGAUUAUUUCAUAUUAUGAUCUUAGUUUGCCAGUUAUUAUCUCAUUCGGAGGUCAGAGUGGUAACUAUAGUGUAUUUUAGUUGAAACACUAAAUUCAAGAGGGAUCGGACAAUUGUUUCUUUCCGAUUUGUUUUUUGACGCUAAGCAUUAUGAACUGUAACUUGGAUUAGAUAGCUGGAUAUCACUCAUCUGAAUCGAAAAUACUAGUGUUCAUUGACUAAGAUUCUUCUCUAUCACGAAACCACUUAAGUACCUAGCUUUGGAUCCUGAUUUCAUUAUCAUCCUUUUGACGGCUGUAUUUUUGAGUAUGGUUUUAUGCAACAAUAAGUGAAUCUAUUUUCGCCUCCCAUAGUUAACAUAGUGAGGUGAUUUAGUAUCCCAUAAUUCAGAUCGAUAUGAAAUGCUUCAACUCUUAAUUUAGCUAAUAAAAUUUAAUUAAAACCCUUAUCAAGAUACACUAAUUGUGUUGUGAAUUAUUACUAUACAUAUUGCAACUAUAAGGAUACAAUUAUUACUAAUAUAAAUAUAGGUAGGGGAGCAAUUGAUUAGUUGUUAUUUUUAGUAAUAUUGAUUUGGGACAAUUUAAUAGAAAUGUAUGUUUACAGUUUUUGUAGAGUAUGCGAAAUAUCUGGGCUUUCAUUUUUUAAUAUAAUCUCAGUGAGUUUAUAUUUUUCGUUAUUCUUUUGGAACAGGUAGUACUGCUGGGGAAUUUCGAAGUAUGCUAUAAAACACCAUUUUGCCUUGAAUAUUUAUCCACCUUGGGUCAUUUCAUGAUAAAAACUAUACUCAACUCAUGUCAAUCUCUAUUUAUCAAAAUAUAUCCUCUGUAAAUAGCAGGAAUUCCGAAAGUUUUAUUUCCACAUAAUUUAGUAGUAAUAAUGCUUCUAAUAUUUCUAUAUUAAAAUAAUGACUUAUUGUUUUUGUAUAUUUAAAAUAGGUGCAUCAUAUAGUGAACAUAGUAGUUUUCUGGAGUUAAAACAAUUCAUUACACGUCUUCAUCCUGUACAAGUACAACCUACUGUUUUUGGUAAAUCGAUUACUAUGACGAAAGAUACAGUAAACAGCUGGUUGAAAUGAAAAUAAACGUCACUGUCACGGUAAAGACCAUUAGUUUAACUUGGAUAAAUUAUUCUUACAGAAAUACUUUUCUUGCUUCUGUUAAAUAAAAUAUUGAUUUAUGGAAGAUACUAUUUUUCUUAUUAUCGGGAUAGUCUACCAAUCAAAUCUAUACUAAAUUGUUUGUUUUCUAAUUAUU